Messenger RNA from Pelmatolapia mariae (spotted tilapia), 909 nucleotides. RefSeq names its product endonuclease domain-containing 1 protein-like. Gene Ontology annotation, molecular function: hydrolase activity; metal ion binding; nucleic acid binding. The record is from RefSeq and is a predicted model, not a curated record. The coding region runs from base 1 to 909 and encodes 302 amino acids. The transcript has 2 exons. Lineage: Eukaryota; Metazoa; Chordata; Actinopteri; Cichliformes; Cichlidae.
AUGUCUCAAAGGAAUUUGCUCCAACCCUCAAUCAGAGCUCUGUUUCUCCUUCUUCUUUGUAGCCUGGUUGUUGGCGAGAUCGGCAAGGACUUCUCCCACUGCCCUAAUUUCUUCUAUAAUAAAACUCCCCCACAGGGUGUCAGGGCACCAGGAUAUCAGCCAAUAUGCCAGCGCUAUAGAAACCAGUACCACUUUGCCAGCCUGUAUGAUCGUCAGCAUCGAGUGCCUUUGUUCUCUGCGUACAGACUGAGUCCUGCUGAUGGCAAACGACCCAAAUCUAUUUGGAUGUAUGAACCGCAGUUGGCAUUUUCCGGUGCCAGCCCAGAGAUGAAGCAUUUCGACACCCCUGUCGACCAGAAUGUGAUUGAAAGCCAGGCAGUGCUUGAUGACUACAGGAACUCCAGCUUUACCAAGGGUCAUCUCAAUCCCAGCUUGCACCAGAAGACGCUCGACAACCGGAAAGCCACCUUUACUCUGACAAACAUUGUCCCCCAAAAAGAGGGCUCAAACUCUGGACCCUGGAACAAACUGGAGAAUGACGUGUUGAGAGAUUUCAAGAUGUUCUGCAAUGGGACCAUGUACAUGAUCACCGGGGCCAUGCCAUACAAGUCUGGGGACCACUGGAUUAAUAACAGGGUGUCUGUUCCUGAAUACAUGUGGUCUGCCUACUGCUGCCCAUCAUUCAAAUCUGAUCUCCCUAAUAAUGUGAAGCAGUUUUUCCCCACGUAUGCUGCAGUUGGAAGAAACGACCCCAACAGCAGCGAGGAGAUUGUGCCAGUUAAUAAGAAUGCAAAGCCCAGCAUGCGGGGCUAUGAUGUGAGGAGGAUGCCAUUAGAGGACCUGGAGGGUAUCCUGGCAAAAAGACUGGCCAUGCCCAUCAGUCUGUUUGAUAACCGCUGUCAGGCAUAA